Indicator indicator is the source of this 390-nucleotide messenger RNA. RefSeq names its product chromosome 12 C8orf88 homolog (gene C12H8orf88). NCBI's taxonomy places the organism in Eukaryota, Metazoa, Chordata, Aves, Piciformes, Indicatoridae. The transcript is spliced from 5 exons. The record is from RefSeq and is a predicted model, not a curated record. The annotation marks the transcript as partial.
CGCUUCAAAAUGUUAAAGAAAACUAGGAAGUUUAUUGGUAAAUCCCUUCAGCCAGCACGACCUGUGCAUCAUCUGCCUUCUAAACAAGCCAUUGCCUUGGACUUUCCGACUGAACUGCCCAGCAGCACUGAAGUGUGUUUGCCCAGUAAGGCUGACCGGUCAUCUGAAACGACUGAAGUGAAGAACUUAACUGAAACUAUGAUGGCCUGUCAACCAAACCAGCAUGAAUCAGAAGAAAAAAAAGGAAGGAUCAAAUACAGCAGAGAUUUCCUUCUGAAACUUUCGAGUGCUUCUCUCUCUCAGAAGAAGCCAGAGUUUCUUUCUGACCAUCCAAUUAUACUUGAAAAGCCAGAAAAGAGAAAUCCUUUUAUUGACAUGUGUAAGAAGUGA